CCCACUGACUGUGUGCUCUGGGUUGAUGGGGAAGAUGCUCUCUGGCCAAUCGCAUCUCUGUCACACGUGCUACCUACAGGCUAAGCUUCGGUCUCGGCCACGCAACCAACUCAACUUUAGUCCUCGAUGCACGACGUCCUUCCCUCCAACCAUCACCAGGGGAUUUUCUUUAUCUUUUUUUCUUACAGCUAAGACAGGCUUAGUACAAUAGCACCUCCGUUGCAAUCUGGAGUAUGGCCUUGGGCAGCGACCUCAAGGAUUUGAAACCACUUACCUUCACGGAAGUGGACGAAGUCAACCAUCCUACAGUCACCUAUAUCUAUACCGAGUCAACUGACUCUAAUCCAUCAAAUCAUGACAAGUGCCGUGCAAGUAGCGGGCGCAUAGAUCUUCUGCGUAACCCUUCUAACACACCAACAACACCGUGGUCUUUCAAGGCACUGCUAGACACCCUCGCCGAUGUUUUUCUUCCCACGGGCUAUCCGCAUAGUGUGACUGAAGACUAUACCUACUAUCAAAUAUUCGACUCCCUCCAGGCAUUCAGUAGCUCGAUCGCUGGCCUCCUGUCGUCCAGAGCAGUUUUACAAGGCGUGGGCGUGGGCAACGCGGAUGCGUCGCCAACCUCAGCUUUACUUCUUCAUAUCCUCCAAGACUCAUCCGGCCGCAUUGCGACCAUUCUCUUCGCGCACCGGGUCGGUACCGCUCUGGAGCCGGAAUGCAAGAAGUACCGACUUGCUGCUGACGUCUUCAACGAUCUGGCCAUGAUCCUCGACUGUCUAUCACCCAUAAUCCCGGCAGGUGCUCUCCGAGUCAUUGUACUCAGCACGGCCGGCGUUCUUCGCGCCCUAUGCGGCGUCGCAGGCGGAAGUUCCAAGGCGAGCCUGAGUGCGCACUUCUCUAAAUGGGGAAAUCUGGCGGAGGUCAAUGCCAAAGAUUCAUCGCAAGAGACUAUCAUCUCGCUCGUUGGCAUGCUGGUUGGCUCUUUCGUCGUCUCGCAUGUGACUGGUUUCGCUGCAACGUGGAUCGCCCUCCUUAUGCUUCUGGCGCUUCAUUUGAGUCUGAACUACGCAGCUGUACGCUCUGUCCAAAUGACCAGUCUAAAUAGGCAACGGGCAAACAUUGUCUUCUCCACCUUGGUCAGCUCUGACGAGGAUUUCAUGCGCUUCAUGGACCAUAGCCCCGGCACUAGUCCUAGCACCCAUAGCGAACCACUUUUCCAGACGACAACAACUUCCUUCCCACAAAACCAGAAUGCAGUUCCCUGGCGACUGCAGAUCCUCACCCCAUCCCAGGUCGCGAAACACGAGAAGAUUUUCGAGGAAGACGGCAUCCUCAGAUGGACUAUCCCAGAGACCGUCGCCGCACGCCAUCUCCAUUCUCGCCCUAUCGGCACCUGCCGUAUCGGCGUCUCCCUCUCCCAAUUCCUCCCCGGCCCCUCAUCCUCUUCCUCCCUUACAGUCAGGACCAGCCGAUCCUCCCAGUCCCUCAAGACCGGCAUCCCCCUGCCGCACCUCUCCGCCCUCUUCACAGACGAACGUUACAUCCUCUUCCUCGAGCCUGGGAAGAAGAACAAAUGGCACGCCAACAUCCUUCUGAAAUCCACCUGCACCCCACAGUCUCAACUGAAAGGCUGGUUGCACGCCUUACUCGCGGCACGAGUGCUUUCCUGCUCUGCCUCGGUCCCUUCGUCUAGGAGAGGAACCGAACCGGAGAAGAAUAAACGCAUCAGCUCCAUUCUCGACAUUCUCCACCGAACACUCUCUUUUCUCAAUCGAGACGGCCGAUUCGAGCGGUACAUGGCUGCUCUCGAAGACGCAGGGUGGGAUCUCACCGUUGGGGCGCUGGAGACGAGGCCAGGGAGGAGAAUUGUGGGCUAGAAAGGGGAGCCAGUAAAUCACAAGAUUGGUUUGCAAUGUCCUUUUUGCGGCCAUAGGGAGACCACUAGCCUCAAGCAUAGUCCAUGCUCCCAUAGAUUUAUUCAGAGGGCGGGGCAUCCGCUGUGCUAUUAUAUAGCUUUCUCGCCCGAGCAUGGCCUUGGGAGGUAUACAGUCGGGAUGCUUGGAUAUGUGCCUGUGAGAUCCAUCCACGAAGCCUUCGAGCCUGUAUCUUCUGCAAU
Messenger RNA from Aspergillus homomorphus CBS 101889, 2116 nucleotides. RefSeq names its product RUS1 family protein. Bases 234 to 1877 code for a protein of 547 amino acids. The record is from RefSeq and is a predicted model, not a curated record. NCBI's taxonomy places the organism in Eukaryota, Fungi, Ascomycota, Eurotiomycetes, Eurotiales, Aspergillaceae. The transcript is spliced from 7 exons.